Molecule: messenger RNA, 1400 nt
Organism: Pecten maximus
Lineage: Eukaryota; Metazoa; Mollusca; Bivalvia; Pectinida; Pectinidae
Product: putative mediator of RNA polymerase II transcription subunit 26
Exons: 9
Coding region: 40-687 (215 amino acids)
Source: RefSeq, a predicted model, not a curated record
ACUCUCAUCUCGGGUUUCCAAUUGUGAGUGCCUACAGCCAUGAUGUUGAAAGCAGCUCUCCUUGUGUGCCUUUGUGGACUGGCCGUUGAAGCCUUCAGUCUCAGCAGCAAACUGGAGGCGUUAGCUAAACUCAAGGCAAAUGGCAAAUCAAGCCCUCAGGAUUUCCUGAAACAUAUGAGAGAAUCAAAUCAAAGGUCAACCAACAAGGACAGCGAUGCCGAGUCAAAACACACACAGCGAUCAUUUGAUGGAUACAAUAACGGUUACGGCAACGGUUACGGCAACAUGUACGGCAACAUGGACCGGAACAUGUUCAACGGCGAGGGCAACAACUUUGACAUGGAUUACUACUACAAAUACAUGCCGAAAUUCAUGUACUACAUGCAAGAUACCGUCCAGAUGCAGAGGAUGUUCAUGGAGUUCCAUACCAACCAGUACAUUCUGAGAUACCAGUUCGGAGAUGAUAACAACAUGUAUGAUUGGGAUGAAAACAUGGGCUUCAUGUUCCAAGUUUCCCAAAACAUGUACCAGUACGCAAGAGCAAACAACUGGUGGCAACAGUAUGACAACAACAGAGGCUAUUUCGGAUUCAACAACUUCAACAACUUCAACAACUAUGGUGAUAGGUGGAACAACGAAGGAUUCGGUGGCUUCAACAACGAAUUCAACAACUUCGAGAAGAAGUAAACAAUUACCGGUCGAUGUGUUUGAAGAUGCACGAGAACAACAAUGACGCUUCUUAUGAUCAAUUUCUGCUUCAUUUCCUUCUUACAAGUAUAUUCCUGAAUUCCCAAAGUGAACCUAACGUAGAAUGAUGACAAGGAGUGUAACAUAUCAAAUACGCAUGUCUUCCAUGUUUGUGACUUCCGGUUUAGAUAAUGAUUACUCAGGAAAAUCAGAGAGACAGAUUAUUGAAGCAAAAUGAACGUUUUAGAAUAUAAUAUAUUCUUAAAAUGUUAGUGUUAAUAUUAGAAAUCCUUUAUUAUGUGUUUUACGAAUGAAAGUAUUAUUAUUUUAAUUCUUUGAUUUCACGACUUUGAUUAUGCAUUCAGUAUAAAAAUUGUCAUGAAUUUGAGAAUUAUCUGUGUGGUCAAAAAUGUAAACGGGGAAGAUCGGUAAUGUAGCAUACUGUCAAAUAUGUAACAGGGAGUAGUCUUAAAUGAUCUACUAAUUCCAUUGUUACGUUGUAAAUCACAUAAUACAUUUAAUAUUAACAUAAAUGUUUCUGUAUAAUAUUUAUAUUUAUCAGUAUCUUGUACAUAAGAUCAAGGUCGGAUGCUUUAAACAUGCCGGAAACAAAACAAUGCCAAAGAAUUCCCUUCAUGUUACACAUUUUAUGUUAAGUUAUAUCCUCUAACUGACUUUUUGAAACUCUUUGAAUAAACAAAUCUUUGCAAGAA